CACCACCACCACCACUACCACCCCCCCUCCGUCUGUCAGCGCUGCAGUCAGUCAGUCAUGUUGUGCUGCUAGUUGUUGUUCAGUAGCACCACACUGACUGGUGCGCAAACUGAAAGCUGCGUUACAGUGUUAAUAGCAAGUGACGGAUAUAAGCGACGUGUGUGCGGGCUACUGUUACUGUAUCUCCAGCAGCACUGCUCAAGGCUUUGCAAGCCGCGUUGGAAGAGUGGAUGGGAUAGAAAAAAAAAAAAAACACCAGAGCCAGAGCAAACCCUGCUCGUCUCGGGACAGGAGUGUAAAAACCUCUUCUUGCGAGGAAGAGAGUUGUUUGCUCCGUCUCUUCUCUCCUCUCGUCGAUAUUAUUUUAGAAAGGGGUUCCCUCGAGUGGAGUGGCGAAACAUCGGCGACAUUCGUGUUUAUUUCCUCUAGUUGAGCUGCAUCGGUUAACCAGUCGGACGAGGCAGACUUGCCUUACCUAGCCAUUUGGAAAACAAGGUGCCCCGACUGGCUCCUCACACCAUUGAAAAUUAAACCGUGCCAACCACACAGAGAGAGCUACGUUACGGCCCCGUGGAGAAGCAUGUGAUGACUCACGCAAGGCAGAAGGGUUCCCUCCGGCAGAGCCACAGUAGCGUUGAGUGGUGGGACAACUGCCCUCUCUGGCCACAUGGUGGCACUAUGGGCGGCGCCUGGCCAGAGCGCUCACUACGAUUCGGCAGGACAAAGAAGAUAAGCAAGGUCAUCAAACAAGGGAAAGACAUGGCCAAGAAGAUGAAUGACAAGAGAGGAAGAACCAAAAAAUCAGAUCAGAACAGAAAGCUGGACCGGAGGCGUGACAAGAAACGGGACAGGAAAUCGUAUCCUUUGAGGGGGAGGACUGGGGGCUCAGAUGGAGAGGGGCUUAGCUGCCACGUCCUCCUCACCCGGUUGGAGGAAAGCAUCCGCGAACAGAAACGUUCUGAAGAAAAGGAGAGGAAGUUAUCUCUCAAACACAAAUCCAGAAAAGGGAAAAGUAGUGAAAGAAAAGGAAAAAAGUUAUUACCAAAAACUAAAUCAAAGUCAAACAGCCCAAGUCAAAGCGAGUGUAUCCAUGUCCCGCAACCACGCAAGCGGCGACUGGCCUCUCUGAAUGCUGAGGCAGUGAACAGUCUACUGCUUGAAAGAGCCACUGACCCUCAGCCGGCAGCCAAACAGGCUAAGAGACAGGAAGAGCCCAUGAGUGGAGGAGGUUCCCUGGAUGCAGAUUCAUCCAGGAGUAGCCUCCAUGGAGGUCCCAAGGCUUCACGAGGAAACACCAGUAAAGCCUCCACAUCUCACAAACUUGAACUGUGCCAAAGCUCUAAGCAGGUCAAGAAGGCCAAAGCCAACAGAGGAGACGAGAGCAGGGGGAUGAGUCUGGAGAGUCUGGAUGCCCCCGCCCCAAGACGCUUGGCUGGUCUCAACGCCGCAGCCCUGCUGAAGUUAACCAGCUCGUCUGCUACAAGUAAACAGAGAAUGAAGGCUGCACCCACAGCUACUGUCACAUCAGACGGCAAGGCUCCGGCUGCGGUCCCAACUCCAAAACAGCACUCCAGAGUCAAACACAAAGGGCGGUCGCAUAACCAGAAGGGGAAAAAGGACUCUCCCUUGCACAGUGGCUGCACAGCUUGCAAAAAGAAGGCGGACUUUGAGCCCAAAGUGGAGUGGGAGACAGGCAGCUGCACUCACAGACUGACCAAACCCGGCUACCAGUCACGCAGCAUGCUAGCAUACCCGUUAAAGCAAGUGAAGGAAGAGCAGCUGGAAACCGAACUGAGCCCGUACUACUGCUGUCCCCCAGAGGGUUCAAUGGAAUACUGUCACCGCUUGGCCUUCUUCCUGGGCCAGCAGCCCUACGGAGAGUCGGACGAUCAGCCACUUAACUCAGCCAUGACCCCUGUGAAGCGCGAGUGCCUCGUAACCUCACCGUCCCUGACGCAUUCUCACCCGCACACAGCCCUGACUCUCAGCCCCCACCCUUGCCUCUGCACUGCCGACCACUGCUUCUCCAGCUACUACGUUCACAUCGCCCACCCGACACACACUGGAACGACGUCAGCGAGCCUGGCCCCUCGACCUCUGAACUUUGCCCCAUCCGGUUUGUGCCCUAAUCAGAUGACCGGCUCCAAGCUGCUGGGUCCGCGGAUGUCCCACUCUUCGGGGCUGCCCCAUCCUGCCUACUGCAACUCGGUGGCUUCACCCUGUUAUAGUGAAGCCUGUGGGAUCGGCGGCUACACCUACAGAGCCAUGCCUCCCGUCACCAGCAGGGGUUGUUCUUUUAGCACAGGAUGCACUGGAUGCACACACAGCAUCAAAACAGAGGGUUACACCUCCCCUCAGGGUGACCACAGCCCCUCACUCCUGGUUCCCCCCUCCAUGCCCAUCUCCAGCUGCCCUUUAUCCAGCGUUCCCACUUCCACCCAGGCUAAACCCCACCUGCUGACCCCACUGUCGGGGCGAGACCAACCCCAGGCCAGGCUGAAGCUGGGCAGAGAAUGCCCACAGAGCACCAAACCCUCCAACGGCUCCCUGUCCAUGGGCCGCACACGGGUGCCCCAGAAACAGCCGUCGCCCGUGCCAAGCCUCAGUGGCGCCAAGCAAAAGAGAGUCAGCCGCAGACGUGCCACCAACGGCUGGAGGCCUGUUGGGAUGCCCACAGAGAAGGAGGUUUUUAUUGCGGGAGAGGAUGAGACGGCCCUGCGGCAGUGUUAUGAAGGAGUCGAGAGGGACGGUGAAGUGAUACAUGUCAGAGACACUGUGCUGCUACGAUCGGGCCCCAGGAAGAAAUCCCUCCCGUAUGUUGCCAAGAUAUCAGCACUGUGGGAGGACCCCAAAACAGGAGAGCUGAUGAUGAGUCUUUUCUGGUACUACCGACCCGAGCACACACAGGGAGGCCGAGAUCCCGGCGCACACUGUGAGAAUGAGAUUUUCGCCUCACGGCAUCAGGAUGAAAAUAGCGUGGCCUGCAUAGAAGACAGAUGCUACGUUCUCCCAUUAGCCCAGUACUGUAGAUUUUGUGCCUUGGUGAAGCGGCGUGCCGAGGGCGCCCCACCUGGCAGCGCCAGCAUGGUGCCCUGCUGCCCCGACUUCGCCCCCCCUUCCCACCGCUGUGUGCCCACAGAUGUCGACCCCGAGCUGGUGUAUCUCUGCCGGCACGUCUACGACUUCCGCUACGGACGCAUCUUGAAGAACCUGCAGUAGAAGGGGAGGUGGCGUCGGACCCAUGAAUUAAUCAUCACGUAGCUCCCCCCCCCCCCCCUGCUGCACAGAGGGGGGGCUGAAGGACUGAACACCCCUGUCUUUUUCUGCUGGGGACCUCACGA
Messenger RNA from Thunnus maccoyii (southern bluefin tuna), 3341 nucleotides. RefSeq names its product bromo adjacent homology domain-containing 1 protein. NCBI's taxonomy places the organism in Eukaryota, Metazoa, Chordata, Actinopteri, Scombriformes, Scombridae. The coding region runs from base 586 to 3219 and encodes 877 amino acids. The record is from RefSeq and is a predicted model, not a curated record. Gene Ontology annotation, molecular function: chromatin binding. The transcript has 7 exons.